Messenger RNA from Corticium candelabrum, 631 nucleotides. Its product is annotated as transmembrane protein 11, mitochondrial-like. Gene Ontology annotation, cellular component: mitochondrial inner membrane. The transcript is spliced from 2 exons. NCBI's taxonomy places the organism in Eukaryota, Metazoa, Porifera, Homoscleromorpha, Homosclerophorida, Plakinidae. The record is from RefSeq and is a predicted model, not a curated record. The coding region runs from base 28 to 561 and encodes 177 amino acids. Gene Ontology annotation, biological process: inner mitochondrial membrane organization.
GACGUCAAGAACGGUCGAACUCUAAAAAUGAGGCAAGACGAAGACCCGCCAUCAGAGCCAUCAGAAGAAGACUUCACAAUCGUGAGAGAAAUCUACGACUCGGAUGAAUCUCAAGAGAGAUUUGCUGAGGAAUUGGAACGAGCACUAGAGGCAUCUCGCUCUAUAAUAAUCAUUGAACCGUAUAAGUUAGGCGAGGAGACGGCACGUUGGAUUCAGUUCGGAAAUUUCCUCCACAAAGCGUCCGUCCUGUCAGGUGCGGCUUGUCUGUCUACUCCUCUCUUGACCAACACAUUGUCGGUCGUCUACCUUCCAUGUGGAGUUACAAGUGUUUUCUGUGCUUUAUUCUAUGGCCUGUCAUGGGCAGGUGAUCCGUGCUGUAAGUAUCAGAUUGACUAUGAAGGACAUGCGUUGGCUAGGAUUCCAGCUCAGAGGUUGGGCUCGGGUUCACCUUUAGUUCUAGUUCGUAAGGAUGAUGUGCAUAGGAAGAGACUGCAUAAUGUGAUUGCUUUAGCAUCCGCUGUGUAUUGUGGCUGGCAGGUGUACUGCUGGCUUAGGUCAUGAUCUAGAGUGUUGAUGAGGUUGGAUGUCAAUUGGUUAUUUAUUAGAGGGAAACAAAGGAUAUCAAAAUGUC